AUGGGGUGGCCGUGGCUGCUUGCGCGCGGCGUCACGUCUCUCGGCGUUUUCGGCCUCUUUUGGGCUUACAGCCGCGACGAGCUCGCUCUCGGCGACGUGGCGGCGCUGUAUCAGACCAUCCCGCUGUGGACCAUCCUCUUCUCCUAUCUGUACCUGAAGGAGAAGCCAAACGCCGCGCAGGGCGUCGCGGCGACGCUGGCUUUGACGGGCGCGAUGCUCAUCGCGCGGCCCACAUUUGUGCGGCAAGCCAUCGGCGCGGCGGCUCUAUACCUCACGAUGGGACUCGGCACCUGCUUCUCGAUCGCCGUCGCAGCGUCCGUCGGCGCGUUCGACGUUCCGCCAGAGAAGGGGCUAGCCGCGUGGCUGUCGAGCGUGGGCGUGGCCUCAGUGGCUGGGGCGGGGCUCAUCUGCGUGGGCGUGCUGAUCCUCACGCUCAGCCCAAGGGUGGAGCAGAGCACGAACGGGGUGGGGGUCCACGAGGGCGACCAGCCCGCCGGUGGUGGCGCGCCUAGCCACGGCAGUGACAAGCUGCUGCCCCCAGGAGUGCCACGUAGCUAG
Emiliania huxleyi CCMP1516 is the source of this 558-nucleotide messenger RNA. RefSeq lists its product as hypothetical. Bases 1 to 558 code for a protein of 185 amino acids. The record is from RefSeq and is a predicted model, not a curated record. The transcript is spliced from 4 exons. Gene Ontology annotation, cellular component: membrane. NCBI's taxonomy places the organism in Eukaryota, Haptophyta, Isochrysidales, Noelaerhabdaceae.